AUGAUAAGAACAAUCUUCUCAAGAGCCUUGUCGAGACAACAUUCGAUACGCAUAUAUCAAUCGUCAAUACGUUAUAGAUCAUGUGCCAUUCCCAAACACCAGUACCAUACGUCGCAGAAUACUAGAGAGCUCGACCCGCGUAGUCGACGAAGUCGUACAAGGAGCGUCCAGUAUGCCUUCGACCCAGUCAACAUUGCGGCCGCGAAUCGACCAUCCAAUCUAUUCUCCUUCCUACGCCCUGAUAGCGUUUCGCUCUCCAUCUUCCAGCACGCGAAUUCCAUCGUCCCGUCCAGCCUUGGUGUCCCAUGGCCCACCUCGUUCCCUUCCUGCUUACAGUCGAAAUACUGGGUAGAAAUGGAGGAGACGGCAAGGGCAUAUACCGAAGAACUUCUAGCCCAACAACCGGAAAGGUAUCAAGCGAAAUAUAUUGAGGCAAUGAUCGAUGCGGCAGUCUCGCUACCGGUAAUUGCGGCUCCAAUGGGCAACUUGACGAGGAUGAAGGUCCUCGCAAAGCUCUACGUCUUAGUCUUUAUCAGUGAUGAUCUGGUUGAUUCCGGGAAUCGAUUGACGAUGAUACCCAAUCAUAUCGAGGGGAAAGAGGAACAAGGACCAGAGUAUACAUUCUACAAUAUGUUGGCUAAAGAGAUCCUCUCGGAAGAUAUUGUUAAGGGGAAACGACUGCUGGAAAGUUGCAUAUCCUGGAUAUCGGCGACCCAACAAACGCCCCCUGAGUCGUUUCCCACAUUAGAGGAUUAUAUGGCGUAUCGGGCGGAUGAUGCGGGAGGAUAUGCCGUGUUCCGCAGUAUGGAAUUCGCUUGCGAUGUUUCCUUUUCCGACACUGAUUUCGAAGCCGUCGCGCGUCUCAGAUCGCUCUGUGAAAAGCAUUUCUUACUAACCAAUGACCUGUACUCCUAUGCUAAAGAAGCAGUCGCAGCACAGAAGCAUGGCACUUCUGUCCUCAACGCCGUUAGAGUCGUUCAGCGCUUGAUGAACAUCUCUGAAGAUUCGGCAAAAACGUGUGUUCGCCAACUUAUCUGGGAUGUAGAACGCCAGAUGAACGAGGAAUAUCAACGUCUUCUUCCGGGUGCACCACAGUCGCAGCUAACAUACGCUCAGGGUUUGAUUGUCUGCGUUGCAGGGAACAUGUUCUUCUCAGCGACCUGUGCUCGUUACGCGCGAGUCGUUGAGGGUUCGAGAUUGCAUACCUAG
Aspergillus nomiae NRRL 13137 is the source of this 1209-nucleotide messenger RNA. RefSeq lists its product as uncharacterized. The record is from RefSeq and is a predicted model, not a curated record. The transcript has 4 exons. Bases 1 to 1209 code for a protein of 402 amino acids. Lineage: Eukaryota; Fungi; Ascomycota; Eurotiomycetes; Eurotiales; Aspergillaceae.